Cryptomeria japonica (Japanese cedar) is the source of this 772-nucleotide messenger RNA. RefSeq names its product CASP-like protein 4B1. NCBI's taxonomy places the organism in Eukaryota, Viridiplantae, Streptophyta, Pinopsida, Cupressales, Cupressaceae. Bases 14 to 772 code for a protein of 252 amino acids. The record is from RefSeq and is a predicted model, not a curated record. The transcript has 3 exons.
GUGGUAGUGGAGAAUGGCAGAGGUUGAAGUGACGAAGAUGGGAGAUUUUGUGGAGGAGGGAGGAAGUGAAUCCCAUCCUCAUGUUUACAUGAAUGGAGGCAACUCAGAGAAGAUAGCAUCUCCUCUACCUAUGGAGGCUAUGGUACACAAGGCCAUUGUAGUCCAUGAACAAGAGGAGGAGUUAGAUGUGUCUAAUAACGUGGACCAUGAAGUACCGCCCUUUCCAAAGGAGGGCCCGGUUACAGUGAAGACCACCAUGAGCUUCCUGCAUGAGAGAAAAGAGCAACGCAUUCGAGUAACCAACCUUGUGCUCAGAGGUUUAGGGGUCUUAUUCUCGUUUAUCUCCUUUGUUAUCAUGGCCUCAGAUGACCAGGGAUCACAGGACUAUAUAUCAAACGAUGAUGAUCGGUCAUUCGAUGCUUUUGCAGCAUACAGGUAUUGCUUGGCCAUGGGCGUAAUAGCGUUCGUCUACUUGGUGUUGCAGCUUGGUAAAGGGAUAUAUGUUACGUUCUUCAACCCUAAUUCAUUUCGACACGUUGCCUUCUCUUACGUAGAUUUCAUCGGCGAUCAGAUAUUGGCCUACUUACUCAUGUCUUCUUCUUCGUCGGCGGCAUCGCAAACGGGGACACUAGAACGAUUUGAUUACUUCCUCAGUAGGAGAACGAUAGAUUUGCCAGCAGCGUCGUCGAGCAUGAGUUUCCUUGCCUUUGCGUCGGUGGCGGCAUCUUCUGUGCUCUCUUCUUUUGCGCUUUCCAAACGUAUUCUAUGGUGA